Molecule: messenger RNA, 1557 nt
Organism: Coniosporium apollinis CBS 100218
Lineage: Eukaryota; Fungi; Ascomycota; Dothideomycetes
Exons: 3
Coding region: 1-1557 (518 amino acids)
Molecular function (GO): monooxygenase activity; iron ion binding; heme binding
Source: RefSeq, a predicted model, not a curated record
AUGGCUUCUGCCAGCAACGUGGGCAGCUCUAUACUCUCCAAGCUCACCGUGGGCAACUUCUUCCUCGCGCUCUCUGUCUACAUCGCCUUCCGGGUAGUCUACCAAAUAGCCUAUUACCGCUUCUUCCACCCUCUCUCCAAGUUCCCUGGCCCGUUUUGGGGCAGUGUAACACGCCUGUGGGUCGCCUAUCACAACGUAAAAGAGGACGAGUGCGAGCUCGAGUAUGCCUUGCAUAAGAAAUACGGCCCCGUCAUCCGCGUUACUCCAACGCUACUCCUUGUCUCAGACGCCACAAAACUACCAGACAUAUACCAUCGCCAAGCCAACAAGACCCAACACUACAUAACGGGCUCAUUCGGCAGCACCGAGUCCCUCUUCAACAUGCAAGACUGGCGCACCCACGCCAAGUUCCGCAAAGUAGCAGCCGGGCCGUAUGCAUUCAGCAACAUCAAGAAGAUGGAGCCCCUGAUCGACACUCGCAUGAAACACUGGAUCAGCAAACUGGACGAAAAGUUCGCUACCACGGGUCAGAAAUUCGAGUUUAACUGGUGGGCCAUCUACAUGGCGUAUGAUAUUGUGUCUGAGAUCGGGUUUGGGGCGCCGUUUGGAUUCGUGGAGGAAGGAAAGGAUGUGGGAGGGCUGAUUGAGGGGUUCCACCAGGGAUUGGUGCCGUUUGGCAUCAUGGCUAGGCUGUAUCCGUUCACGUACUGGGUCAAGAGCACGUGGAUGGGGAAGUACCUCGUCGCGACGCCGGAGCAGGAUUCGGGGAUUGGGAAGUUGAUGAGGUUCAGGGAUAGGUUGAUUGCGGAGAGGCAGAAGGAUAUGGAGUCCGGGAAGGUGGGCGGCCGAGUCGACUUACUACAAACCUUCCUCGAUGCCAGAACAGAAGACGGCAAGCCCCUGGAAAUGGACUACAUCAAAGCCGAGAUCCUUCUCGUCCUCCUCGCCGGCGCCGACACCACCGGCACCGCAUUCGAAGUUCUAAUGAAGUACAUCCUAUGCAACGAGUCCGUCUACUCGAAGCUCAUGGCCGAGAUCGACGCCGCAACUCGCGCUGGCCACCUUUCUGAGAUCCCGCAGUACGCCGAGGUAAUGGAUCACUGCCCGUACUACGUCGCUUGCGUAAAGGAGUCCAUGCGGCUCUACCCGAGCGCACCCAAUAUCUUUCCGCGACUGGUCGGAAAGGGCGGCAUGGAGCUGAACGGCCAGUUCGUACCUGAAGGCAUGGAGGUGGCGUGUAAUCCGUGGCUCGUCCACCGAGACGAGAAUGUUUAUGGGAAGGAUGCUGGCGAGUUCAGGCCUGAGCGGUGGCUCGAGAGUGAGGAGAAAGUGAAGGAAUAUAAUAAGUACAACAUGGCUUUUGGAUAUGGGGCGAGAGUGUGUCUGGGGAAGGACAUCGCAUUGAUGGAGCUAUACAAGGGGCCGGUGCAGUUCCUAAGAACGUUCAAGCCGGAGUUUAAGAACAAGGAGAGGCCGGGGGUUUAUGUUGUGAAAGGUGGUGUGAGCUUCUGGACGGAUAUGUGGAUGACAAUAGAAAGGAGGGCGCCGGUUGUGUAA